Mycotypha africana is the source of this 1240-nucleotide messenger RNA. RefSeq names its product lysozyme-like domain-containing protein. The transcript has 7 exons. Gene Ontology annotation, cellular component: extracellular region. The record is from RefSeq and is a predicted model, not a curated record. Lineage: Eukaryota; Fungi; Mucoromycota; Mucoromycetes; Mucorales; Mycotyphaceae. Gene Ontology annotation, biological process: carbohydrate metabolic process. The coding region runs from base 165 to 1157 and encodes 330 amino acids. Gene Ontology annotation, molecular function: chitosanase activity.
CUUUUUUUCAAAAGAAAAAAAGUGGAGAUGGCACAGUUUUAUUGCAUGUCUGCUUAAUACACAUGUUUUCAUUGAACAUUUGUAUAAAUUGAAGCCUUCGCCCUACUCAUUAUUUCCUUACUCCUUUUCUGUCUAUACUUUUUCUUUUUAACAAAACUAGAAUAAUGAAAUUUAAAACUAUCGGCAGUUCUGCCCUUCUGGCCUUAUCUUUAUUCACACCAUUCUCUUUACAAGAGGAUAUCUUUGGAAACUGUCGUAAUCGAUUUCAGCCGCACCCUGCCAUAUGUGAUAAGUUUGAAUUUGUCUCAAGUGAAGAAGCUGUUCAAAAAGGUUGUGUUGUUCUGAAAAAUGGCACAGUUUUCUAUGAUUUGAGUGAUUUACCUGAAGUCAACAGUAUUGUUAGCCAUGAUAGAAAAGUAGCUAGUCUCAUCACUAAUGUCUUUGAGGAUGGUGAUGCUAAUUUUGCCUAUGCCUACUGUAAUAACAUUCAUGAUUUGCGAGGUUACACCAGCGGUUAUGCUGGCUUUACUACUGGCACAGGCGAUGCUCUAACACUAAUCAAAGAGUAUUCAAACAAUAAGCCGAAUAACCAACUUCAACAAUUUGUGCCACGUUUGGAGGAGAUUGAUCACUUACCUUACUGUGAUCGUAAGAGUCGCGGAAGCGUAGAUGGUUUACAAAAUUACUGCAGAGCAUGGCAAGAAGAAGCUUGUGACGCUAGCAAUGAUUUUGCCGAACUGCAAAGAGAAUGGGUCUAUAAAAACUAUAUGCUACCUAGUGCUCGAUAUGCUGCAGAAUAUGGUAUUGACUCACCACUCGGACGAGCCAUUUUCUACGAUACUAUCAUUCAGCAUGGUUAUCAAUAUGUUGAGCCUGAUAUAAACAUUGUUCGUAUCUUAACCUUAACUGGUCCCAGAAUGAGUCAAGAAUCAGAGCAGGAUUAUCUCACUAGAUUCUUAACAACACGUCGCGAACUACAAUGUUGUUAUCCUGAUAAUGUAUGGCCGGCAAGUGCUUCUCGUUCAGCUGAUUUACAAUAUCUAGUAGACAAUUUUGUCGAAUACGAAGACUUACGGGGCGACAUUCCUUUGAAACACUUUGGACGAACCAUAAAUGGAAAGGAAGAAGAUGCUCGUGAUCGCAAGCAUUGUCACUGACCUUAGUCGUAUUCUUGAGUAUAUAAUCAUCAUUGUUGGCAUAUGAAUUAUAAAGUAUGAGUUUCGAAAAGCUUUAGAAGCAU